This is a messenger RNA of Patiria miniata (bat star), 654 nucleotides long. RefSeq names its product lactadherin-like. The transcript is spliced from 5 exons. The coding region runs from base 1 to 654 and encodes 217 amino acids. The record is from RefSeq and is a predicted model, not a curated record. Lineage: Eukaryota; Metazoa; Echinodermata; Asteroidea; Valvatida; Asterinidae.
AUGGAAGGGAUCCUUUUGCCAGUUCUGUUGACAGCAACACUGACAGUGCUCUUGGUUGGUGUGGAGAGCCAGCAGAGGGUGUGUUACUCCGGUCCCCCACCGGAACCUGAUCCUGAUAAUCCGGAUGACUGGAUGAAGCAAGUCAUGCAAGAGAUACGGAAGCGUUGCCCGGGAAGGAGGCAACCUACCCCAGCUGCAACAUGCCCUAGUCCAGGGCCACUGGGCAUGGAGGACGGGACAAUCCCUAAUGAUCACAUCACGGCUUCAAGUUAUCAGAAGGAUUACUUUGGCUUCAAAGCUCGUCUCAACAACUUCAAACAAUGGGCGACCUACGUGGAUAAGUCCACCAAUUCCUGGAUCGAGGUGGACCUCGUCCAGAGCACAGUGGUGACAGGAGUCAUCACACAAGGCGGGUCCGGUUGGUACGUGAAGAAGUUCAAGGUGGCUUAUAAGCAGCAGCCCUCAUCUGAACGUGAACACGUGAUGGAUGGAGACGGAAACAUCAAGGUGUUCAUCGGUAACAUGGAUUACGCCACCCCUGUCACUAACCUGUUUGAUGAGAGUGUGGUGGCCACGUUAGUGCGCAUUGAGCCUACUGAGUGGCAAACUGGUGUUGCUCUGCGAUUGGAGCUGCUUGGAUGUCGCCGUGAAUAA